Leguminivora glycinivorella is the source of this 6351-nucleotide messenger RNA. RefSeq names its product nephrin-like (gene nrm). The record is from RefSeq and is a predicted model, not a curated record. Gene Ontology annotation, biological process: cell-cell adhesion. Lineage: Eukaryota; Metazoa; Arthropoda; Insecta; Lepidoptera; Tortricidae. The transcript is spliced from 25 exons. Gene Ontology annotation, molecular function: cell adhesion molecule binding. The coding region runs from base 182 to 3430 and encodes 1082 amino acids. Gene Ontology annotation, cellular component: cell-cell junction.
GUUUCGACUCCGCCGCGUACGGACGUGUCGAACGAAUUUUCGCGAACGAAUUCGUAGUGAAUGAAAUGUGGUGUGCUGUGUUGUGAAUUUUAAAGAUUUUGUGCACAGUUUGGAUUUUUGGAUACUGAGCGAAUUGUGAGGAUGUGGUAGUGCAGUGCUAUGUGCGCGUGAGUUGAACAAGAUGGCCGCCGUGUUGCUCGUGUUGUUGCUGGGCUGCGCCGGCGCUUUGGCUGAAAAAGAAACCACAGCGGCCCUAGUAGGGGAGACUGCCCGUAUAAAAUGCCGCAUCGACGCCGCGUCCUGCGGAGAGAUGCACAGCGUCAAGUGGUACAAGGACGACGUCAGGAUAUACGUGUUUUCGUCCACGGGCGCAGCCAUCAAUAGGCCUGAGGGUGACAUGAUGACCAGAAUGUCAAUAAACCACGUGCCAAACUCGACCUUCGCCGAGCUGGUCAUCACGGACGUCCAGGCCUCGGACGAGGGGCUGUACCGCUGCGAGAUCACGUAUCUGCAAGUGGGGGAUGAUUGCAGCACCGUGCAACUGUCCAUCUUCAACACAUACAUAAAACCAAAGUCAGUAGAGCUACUGGCCAUCGACGGUACAAACACGACCACCAUCCAAGACGGUACCACAUUGGGACCACUCGUCAUCUACAAGCAACUCACUGUCGUCUGUCUCGUGAAAGAGGGGAAACCUCAGCCUAAAGUGACGUGGUACUUUAAUGGGAAGGAGCGGACUGAUGCCCAACGCUCAACCCCUGACAACUCAACAGUGCAGCAAAGUUUGGCGUUAACGAUAUCCCGUGAGGAACUGGGUGGUGAACUCAAAUGCUCCGUCACAUCCGAUGCUUUAGAGGAACCCAUUGUCAAGCGAGUCAAACUCGACGUUCGAGUGCCCCCCUCAAAAGUGGAGAUCACCGGUAUUGGAGACCACGUGACGCAGGGGACAACCCUCACCAUGACGUGUUUGGUCAAGGGGGCUAAUCCACCGGCCACAGUUCAGUGGUACAAUGGCACUGCCCUGCUGGACUCCAGACAAGAGGAGAUCAAGAGAGACUCAACCUACGAAACUAUGGCGAACCUCACGUUCACGGUGACUCGGUUCGAGAACGGACGUCAGUUCACCUGCAAGAGCCAGAAUGAAGUCAACAAGAUCAUCAAUGAGGAGCCGCUCGUCAGGACCAAGGAUAUGGAGGUUUGGUACCGUCCAAUAGUCCACGUGAACCCACCCAACUUCACCGUCCUGCAGGACUCUAAGAUCCUCCUCAAAUGCGAGUAUGAGAGCAACCCCUCUCUUCUUACUGACGUUGCAUGGUACAAAGACGACGAAAAAAUCGACGUGAACUCCUCCCAUUACACCGGAGGCACCAUCAACCAGCCAGCCCUCAUCAUCCACAGCGUCACUGGCAAUGACAGUGGCAACUACACUUGUGAACUAAAGAAUGACGUUGGCAAUAGCACUAGUGAUAAUGCCAUCGAUGUCAACGUUUUAUACAAGCCCACAGUCCGCCUAGUAAUGUCAGACCCCAGUCCCAUCAACGAGAUGGACCACAAGAACGUGACCCUCACCUGCGAAGCCAUCGAUGGAAACCCAAGGACCCUGGACGAGGUCACAUGGUACCUCGACAAUGAGGUUCUGAAGAAGCUUCCGGAGUGCAAUGGGACUGAUCCGGCCCUCUGUGAUGAAGUGGACCCCUCAAUGCUGCUACUCCAGGACACAACCAGGAGUUUCCAUGGCAACUACUCCUGUCAGGGCAAGAACACCGCUGGAGAAGGAGAGAGGAGUCCGCAGACUGAACUGAUUGUUAAUUAUCCUCCUGGACCGGCAAAGCUUGUGUACUCCCCAUGGCGUGUGGUCAAGCAAAAAUCCCUUAUCCUGACUUGCAGUAUCGGGGAGAAAGGCAGGCCGGAAGCUCAAAGAUUCCGCUGGCACCGUGGCGGUCGUCUUGUCCCCGACAUCGUGUCCGCUAACUGGACCAUUGACCCUAUUGGCAUCGACCAUAGGACCAACUUCUCAUGUCGCGGCUUCAACGCUGGUGGCGAAGGCCCGCCGGCUACUACGUUUAUCAAUGUGCUUGCUCCUCCCAGUUUCAAAUACGCAAUGAACUACUACAGUGGCGCUUUGUACAAAUCUCAGAACAUAUCCCUAAAAUGCACCGUGGAAUGCGCUCCCCGCUGCAGCGUCCAAUGGCUCAUGAUGAAGGACAAUGAAGAAAUGCAGAUAAUCGAUCCCAAUAAGACUGAUCGGUACUAUAUCGUAGAACGUGAGAUCGGACCAGAAGUUAAUAGAAACGAUUUUGAAGCUACAGAGAGUACUUUAUAUUGGAACAUGUCAGCCUGGGCGGGUGGCGUUUUGGACCGCACGGAUCCUCGCAUCACCAAGUACAUGUGCCGCUCUUCAAGAAACGACGCUGGGCCGGCAGUCAAUAGCACUACGCAUUUUGCUGUCGAAUAUGAACCAGAAAACAUCACAGUGACCCCACAAAUAGUUCCAGUGAUUGAAGGAGAAAUUCCCGGAAAAGUGGUCUGCUCGGCUAGAGGUUUCCCCGUCCCCUCCUACUCCUGGCGUCGAGGGAACGCCAGCAAGUCUCAAGCCAAAGACCACACCAACAGCUCUCUCGUGCUGUCUUCUUCUAACACUCUCCUCUUGGGCCCGCUGCUGAGAAAAGACGCUGGGCAUUACCUGUGUGAGGCGUAUAAUAGACAUGGCGCUGUAUCUACUACGGUGUACCUGGAUGUUAUGUUUGUUCCCGAGUGCGGCAUCAAGCAAGCUGAAGUGGAUGGAGAACAAGUCCUGAUCUGCACUGCUCAUGCUAACCCUAGCGAGGUAUCGUUCUCCUGGAAGCUGAAGAACGACAACGAUUCUCUCUCCGACGAGAAGAUCUGGCAAGUCGGGCAACAGAGCUACCUCCGCCUGCGUCCCGGCGUCGAAGUUCACAGGACUUACCUCUGCUACGCUAACAACAGUGUGGGGAGAAGCAGGGAGUGUGAGCGGGAUGUCCAAGCCAACCUGGAGCCCCUCACUUCGGCAGUUUGGUGGCGGGAUCGUCAGCAACUUAUCCUGAUUGGUUGCAUUGCCCUCGCUAUCUUAGUCAUCACCGUUAUCCUCUGCAUCAUCAUCAUCUGCAUAUGCAGGCGAAUGCGAGCGAAAUCCAAAUGCCCACCUAUGAAUGGCGUAGAUAAUGCACCAAACGGCAACCUUGGAGCGGACAGUCCCGGCCUGUACGAGAAUCUGCCGUUCCACGGGCUUCAACAAGCACCAAAUAAGCCAUUCAAACCCGACGACAUGUUCAUAUAUGCCGAUGCCGACCUGAAGGACUACGGGCCGAUCAACUACAAACAGGCCUCCAUCUACUCCCAGAUGAAGAAGGUGAAGGAACAGCAGCGUAUGCAGGAGAUCUACGAAAAGCAGCAGGAUGAUUUGUUGUGAUUAAAAAAAAAACUUUUUUUUUUUCGAUGUUACCCCUAAAAUCAAAAUGAAAAAAUGCAAAAUCGGUCACAUGUCGAGUGGCGUUCAACGUUUUGUAAUUAACAAAUUCAAAGUUAUUAAUUCAGUAGCUUAGGACAACAGCGCUCCAGUGCCCUAUUUUUCAAAGCUGAAAUGAAAGUUACAAGUUACAACCGGAAGUCUCUUUUCAACUUGUCAUAUUAGACAGUGGGCCACUGGAGCGCUGUUGUCCUAAACUACUGAAUUAAUAACCUUGAAUUUGUUAGUUACAAUUUAAAUUGUCAGGGACAGAUCUGGAACAAGGCGUUUGAGGGGUUAAGGAAGAUAGAAAAAUUCUCACUCUUUUAAUUCACUCAUUCAAGAUUUUACUUUUCACUCACGGAAUUACCAAGAAGCGUGCGAAUUUUUCUAUUCUUUCCCAUUGUGUUUUAUUAUUUUGUAAUUACUUAUCUGUUAAAUGUAAUUUUUUGCUUAUAAUCCAGAAGUGAAAACAUGUGGUUAUGAAUUUGAAGAGAUUUUGUUUUGUUUAUGAUCUGCCAGUAUUAAUAGUAUCUUGUGACAGGUCGUGUCCGAAAUAAAUCUAGAUCAAAUUCAUAUCUUGUUUUUAUACAUAAUUUUGCUUGAUUAAACAACCUGUUGCUGUGUCGUAGCUAUAAAUGGUACUUAAUGUAAAAUGGUCGAUACUUCAUACAAUAUCGAAACUUUAAGGCUCGAUUAACGUAAAAUACAUAUUUCGAUGUAACUUACGCUAAUCUACUCUUAACCUAUUGAUAUUAUACAUCAAGUAUAGAUCUUUCCUUACACGUUAUAUAAAUUGUAAAAUACUGGACUGACAAAUGAACCCCAAAUAUGACGUUUAGCCUAAAAUGUACAGAUUAGCGUAAUAGCUGUAAAUAAUAUAAUAUUUUCACUUCCUCAUCUGACUGUGAACUGAACUCGAACUGAUCUAUCCUGAAUCUUGAACUACUAAUAAAAUAAAAUAGGCAUGCAUAAAAAUCUAAAGGAAAAAAUAACUUAAGACACACUUACGUUUUUCGUUGGCAAAUACAAGGUGCCAAAACAACUAAAUGACUUUGUCAAUUUCUUGACUAUACCAUCGUGUAUUAAAAUCCAAUAUUCUGAAUUUUCCUUGUAAAUAAUUUCUGGAUCCUAAUACAAGUAAGGCGGUAAUUUAAUAGUUAUAUUAUUGUUUUUGUACACGUAGAUUUUUACUUUUGUGACAAUCUUUCAUAAACAGGGUAUUUUGCUGAAUAUGAAAGAAAACACUUAUUCGAAGGUUUGUAAAUAAAAUAGUGAAUAAACUAGCUCUAACCCUUAAUUUCAUAUAAUUUCAUAAUAUGUUAUGUAAUCAUUACUGAUGUUUUAGCUUUAUUUAUAUUGAUCCCAUAUAGUUUUGUGAUUGAUAUUUUACUUUCAAACCUUCAUUGAAAUAAAAAUAAUAUAUAUUUAGAAACUACUGUAAGCCCGUAAAAAAAAUACUUUAAUAAAAAUUUAAAAAUAUAAACUUCAUUAUAUUCAUACUAUGUUUUUAUACGUAACUGUGUUGAUUACAAAUUAAAAAUUGCAUUAAUUUAAUAAGCAAUAUGGGCUUUUAUUUCUUUGACUAUUUAAUAUUAUUUUUAUUUCACUUCUUUAUGCUUUUGUAGAAUAAAAAACACGUUAGAUUUUAUUAUCCGUCCAAACGGGUGAGUCUACAAAAUUAGUUCAAUUUAGCUAAUACCCAUUUAUAGUUAAAAUUGUAAUUAGUUUAAAAUACGCUAAGCUGUAUGGAAUUAAAAGUAAAACCCAUAGAUGAUCAAAUAUAGAUUGUAACUAGUGUUCAGGAGUUAAAUACAAUUUUAAGAUCAUAAGUGGAUUACUAAAUGAAUAAAAAAGUAAUCGUAAUAAAUAAUGGAGUAAUUCAAUUAUUUAUUAUUUAAAGUAAUUGUUUAUAACGAUUGUAGAACUGUCAAAGGAUCAAAUACGAGUAUCUAUAUAUGUUAUAAAAUACACAAAUAAAAUUGUGCAAAUUUUAUACAUUUUCAGGGCCCGUAGUAUACUGGCAUUUAUUUUAUAAAUUUAAUUUAUAUUUUUUGUAACGCUCUUUAUUUAAUGCAACGAAAUACGAAUUUUAAUGUACUUAAUUUAUAUUUUAACAUUGAUUUAAGGUAUAACACCGUUGUUACUUGUGAUAAUAGUACUUGUGACGAACUAUUCUUGUUAAUAACUUGAAAUGUACCAUUAACAGCGAUUAUUUUAAAUAAUCUUUGGUACUUAUAAGUUUUUUUACAUUUAAAUUAUUUAAAAUGAUUAUAAUUAAUUAUUUUCUAACAUUAAGAUAAUGGUUAAAUAAAUAGUAAACACGAUCAAUAUUAAUGUUAUUGGGAAAUAUUUUAAUUAUGAUCAUAAUUAAUUAAUAUUUGUGAGACUAAACCCGAUUAUUAAUUGUCAUACUAAUGUAAAUAAAAUAAUUUAGCUAUGCCAAAAAACUUUAAUUUUUAGCAAUUUCGGCACUUAAUUUGGUGCUUAAUUUUGUAAUUUUGAUGUUAUUUUAAAAGAAAUUACUCAAUUAUAUUGUACUUAACAUGUUAUAUAUAUAUAUAUAUAUAUAUUUAAUCCUGUAAUGUAUCAUUUCUUGGGUAAAAAUCAAUUCCGAUUCUCUUUUUUAAAUUUAAUUAUGGAAUGGAUGUAUGUUACAAUUUUUCUGUAAGCAGAAACAUUUUUUUGUCACAUGUCUUAGAAAGAAAAAUGACACUUGAGUAAUGCAGGACAUUUAAAUAGUAUGUAUUUAUAGGUCUUCAUUCCUGGGUUAUUUAUUGAAACUUGAAUACAUAGGAUCGUUAAUGUAACUAGAGAUUUUGUACAUAAAGUGACUUGUUAUAAUAUUGUCAAAUAGUGUUAAUAAAUUAAUUUAUGGAUUUUUA